Pneumocystis murina B123 is the source of this 1324-nucleotide messenger RNA. RefSeq lists its product as hypothetical. Gene Ontology annotation, molecular function: pyridoxal phosphate binding; L-aspartate:2-oxoglutarate transaminase activity. Gene Ontology annotation, biological process: L-aspartate biosynthetic process. The record is from RefSeq and is a predicted model, not a curated record. Lineage: Eukaryota; Fungi; Ascomycota; Pneumocystomycetes; Pneumocystales; Pneumocystaceae. Bases 107 to 1324 code for a protein of 405 amino acids. The transcript has 8 exons. Gene Ontology annotation, cellular component: cytosol.
AAAUAGAAAAAAUAUAGAUAUAUUUUUAAAAAAGCUUAAAGUUUCUUAAAAAAAUUUAAUAAAUUUUAAAGGAAACUUAAUAAGCUUAAUAAAUAUUUGUAGAAAUAUGGAGAAUUCUUUAUUUGAAGAUGUUCCUUAUAUAGAAAAAGAUGUUAUAUUUGAAUUGAUGAGAUUAUAUAAAGAUGACAAAUUCGAGAAAAAAGUCGAUUUAGGCAUUGGAGUAUAUAGAGAUAAUUAUGGAAAGCCAUGUCUACUUUCAUCAGUGAGAAAAGCAGAAUCUAUAAUAAUUACAGAUCCUAAUUAUAAUCAUGAAUAUUUACCUAUUGAUGGAUUGCCUUCGUUUAUUGAGGCGUCUAAGAAGCUUGUUUUUGGGGAGAAUUCUCCGUUAAUUAAUAGUGGCUGUGUUUCAUCAGUUCAGACUAUUUCUGGAACGGGUGCAAAUCAUCUUGGUUCUUUAUUUAUUUCUUUGUUUAACAAAGGAGCUGUUUGUUAUUUUAGUAGACCUACAUGGUCAAAUCAUGAUCCUAUUUGGAAGCAUGCUGGUCUUACUAUCAGAGAAUAUCCUUAUUUUGAUGAAUCGACAUGUGGUUUUGAUUUCGAAGGAAUGAUAACGACAUUACAAGAAGCUCCUGAAAAUAGUAUUAUUCUUCUUCAUGUUUGUGGUCAUAAUCCAACUGGAGUUGAUCCUACUCGAGAACAGUGGAUAAAAAUAUGUGAUGUGAUGAAGGAAAAAAAACUAUUUCCUUUUUUUGAUUUUGCAUAUCAAGGUUUUGUAUCAGGAGAUAUAGAUGAAGAUGCUUGGCCCAUUCGACAUUUUUCAGAACGAGGUUUUGAGCUUUGUGUAUGUCAUUCGUUUUCUAAGAGUUUUGGGUUAUAUGGUGAACGAUGUGGUUGUUUUCAUUUAGUAGUCAAAUCACCUGAUAUAGCAAAAAAUGUUCAUAGUCAGCUUGUUCGUAUACAAAGAAAUGAAAUAUCUUCGCCUCCUUCUUAUGGAGCAAAAAUAGUUUCUCUUAUUUUAAAUAAUGAACAGCUUACUCAAGAAUGGAAAAAAAACAUUUUAGAAAUCUCAAAUAGGAUUAAGGAGAUAAGAAAAUUGUUUUACCAAGAGUUAAUAAGACUUGGUACACCCGGUUCAUGGGAACAUAUAAUAAACCAGGUGGGAAUGUUUUCAUAUCUGAGUUUAAGCGAGAAAGAUAUUUGUCGCUUAGUAAACGAAUUUCAUAUUUAUAUACCCUCAAAUGGGAGAAUAUCUAUAUCUGGUUUAAGAACCGGGAAUUUAGAAUAUGUUGCUAGAGCAUUUGAUACUGUUGUCCGUGACUUAUAA